Octopus sinensis (East Asian common octopus) is the source of this 2697-nucleotide messenger RNA. RefSeq names its product putative tyrosinase-like protein tyr-1. The coding region runs from base 165 to 2297 and encodes 710 amino acids. Gene Ontology annotation, molecular function: oxidoreductase activity. Lineage: Eukaryota; Metazoa; Mollusca; Cephalopoda; Octopoda; Octopodidae. The transcript is spliced from 5 exons. The record is from RefSeq and is a predicted model, not a curated record.
AUAAUUAGAUACUGCAUAUAACAAUAGUUGUUGAAUAAAUUAAAUCGAUGUGCAAUAUAUUCCCACCUUACGUUUCAAAAAAUUUCUAUAUAUACUGAGCUAACUCGAUCACAUACCACUCUCAGGUUAACUUAUCCUGGAAGCACACAGAAACAAGUGAAGAAAUGAAUCGUCUGUACUUUGCAUUCAUUGUACUGCUCAAUAUUGUCUAUGCGAGUCCGCAGUCAGGAAGAUUUGUUCAGGAUUGUUAUAAUAAACUGUGCGAUUCUAACAACCAGCAGCCUAAACAAAGUAUCCACCGAUUGCAGUAUUGCGUUUAUAAAUUGCAACUCACUAAGCCAUGUUUUAAAUGGCCAACAAAGAAUAAAUAUUCUGAAAGACCGCCUCCGUCAAGCUGGAGAACUCCUCAAGCGCCAAGAAUAAGGAAGGAAUAUAGGUUGCUCAGUGAACGUGAAAGAUAUGAUUUCCAUCGUAGUGUUUAUCUUUUAAAACGAGAUACGAGACUGUCACCAAAUGUAUACGAUGCCACCGCCUUCCUGCACAUUGGUGAUACUGCAAGAAAUGCCCACGGUGGACCUUCAUUUCUUCUCUGGCACAGAAUCUAUUUGAAAAUGAUGGAAGAUGCUCUUCGUGAAAAAGUACCAGGUGUAACAAUUCCAUUUUGGGAUCCAACUCUUGACAGUCAUCUUUCUAAUCCUCGAGAUUCCACUAUGUGGUCAGAUGAGUUAAUGGGAACUAUCAAUGGUUUCGUCACUAAAGGGGCGUUUGCUAACUGGAAAACACCAGCUGGUACUCUAAUAAGGAACGGGGGUUUCAUUACAAGGUUACCGACAAGUAGUAACAUCGAAGAUGUUCUCACUCGAACGAAACUCGAAGAGAUCUCUGAACCUAAUGCGCAAGAACGAUAUAACUUGGAAUUCCUGCAUAAUUCUAUGCAUGUUGUUAUUGGAGGUCACAUGGGUUCGGUACCAUCAUCACCCAUGGACCCAAUUUUCUGGCUAGUCCACAGUUACAUAGAACUUGUCAACGCGCGUUUCAAUGAAAACCAAAGGCGACACAACGUUAAUCCCGCAACAGAUUAUCCUUCGGAUUAUGGUUUAAAUGUUUACGCUCCCAAUCAAAGUAUUGGUCUUAUGAAUUUAACCGUUUUAGAGGCAUUAAGAGAAACUGAAAGUUACACUAAUAUUUACAAAUAUGACUAUAGUUACUUGGGAAACUGUGCUCUCAAUCCAAAUUUAUGUAAUUCUCCAUACCUAACCUGCAAUAAUGGUAGAUGCGAGUCGAAAUCUAAAAACUCAACUCGUUGCAGUACUUUAAUUCCCUAUCAGAAUAUGUUUUGUAUCAACCGUAGAUGCGAUGUAGAUGAAUGGGCAUUUAUUCCGGUUGAAAUUAUUUACGAACGACCUUUCGACACGAUGAAAUUUGGAAAUUUUCCUAUUAAAAAUGGUCUGCCGAAUUUGCUGAAUGAUCUGUACGAUGAUAAUCAACCCCUAAAUUCCUCGUCCGGUAACUCAACUGGAAAUAAUUGUCAAAACAGUAAGUGCUGUGGUCCAGCAGGAAGACUCAACGUGCAAGCUAGUGGUAUAAAUUAUUUUGGAACCUAUCAAGAAAUGGUGGUACUUGACCGUAGAUUAGCUGUAUCAUCGGAUAUCACCUAUAUCGGUAUCAGAAACCCCGAAAGAAACGCCAGUGUAGUUUUUAUUACAGCUUCAGAACAAUGUGGAAGAAUAUGUCGUCCUUCUUGUUUAGUGCCGGGUUCAAAUCCACCGAGAUACACACCAUGUAUAGGACUGUUGAACGUAACACGUAACAAUGCUACUAUGUACGGUAAAACACUCGCAGAAGCUUACAUGAAAGUGUGGGAUUAUAGAAACCAGAUACGACCGAAACUGAGACAUGAAAAUAUUCCGAUAGUGUUCCAUUGUGAUGACAGCCGGUGGCCAUUUAACAACAACACCAAUACAACAACAACUGCAUCACCGUCGACAAGAGCAACGACUACAACAGCGACAACAACAACGACAACAACAACAACCACAACACUAUAUACCACUGCAUCUACAACAACACGUGUGUAUUGGCCAAUUAGACCGUCACCUAAAAAAUGCUACAUCAACCAGAAUUGUGCCAUUGCCAAAGGAUGUGACUGUAUAUCGAUGGACAAACAGCCUUGCAUACAAAAGUGUUCCCAUUACGCUUUAUGUGUAUAUGGCUCUUACAUAGUAUCUUCCUGUGGCUACGGUAGAAGGUAUGAACCCUAUUUAAGAAGAUGCAUCCCGGGACGUUGUCAACAUUAAAUGUAAGGCUGCUGACACUCUUAUAAAGCAAUAUUCCCAACGAAAUAAAAGAUGAAUUUUCUUCCACGUUUGACUUUUACAGAGUAAUGUUUAGAGGAGGACAUUCUCCAACAGCAUUACCUGAGUUCAUUUCUAGCUGAAUGAGCGGGACGAUGGAUAAUGAUGUGAAAGUGAAUUUGGAAAUGGAGAAUGAAUGAACGAAUGACUGAACGAAUUAACGAAUGAACGAACGAACGAGCGAGCGAGGGAUCUCUGUGGGAUCUGGUACUAGUUUUAAAUAGAAACCUGUUGAACGAGUUUCUGAUUUGCUUACUAUUUUUUUUGUCAUCAUUCAUUUUUCACAACAUUUAUUUUUUGUGUAAACACAUCUAAUCUAAUAUCUAAAUAAAAUCAUAAUAAA